Molecule: messenger RNA, 3688 nt
Organism: Pistacia vera
Lineage: Eukaryota; Viridiplantae; Streptophyta; Magnoliopsida; Sapindales; Anacardiaceae
Product: phosphatidate phosphatase PAH1
Exons: 11
Coding region: 548-3256 (902 amino acids)
Molecular function (GO): phosphatidate phosphatase activity
Source: RefSeq, a predicted model, not a curated record
UUUAAUAAACCACACAACCCUUUAAAAAAGUACAAACUUCGAAGCCUCCAAGAAUCUUUAACUACCCAGAAUUUAUAAUACACGAAACAGAAAGCAUAAUUGAAAAUUCAACACAACUACCUUUACGUUGACGAAGAGAUAGAGAUAGAUACAAUCAUUUUUUCGAUUCUUUUGAGCUGCGAGAUUAGUUCCGUCGUCGGUUGUAUCGAUUUUUUUUUGAAUCUGAAAUCUGGGGAAAAUCUUGAAUGGAAUUAUUUGAUUGCUUUCUAAUCAAUAUUCUAAGUUUCUAAAUUUGGUUGAUUGGGUGUGAAAUGGCGGCUGGAUUAUUCCAAAGUUUCUUUUUUAGUGGCAUUUGUCUUUUGUUUUAUGUCUAUUUAUUCUUGAUUUCUAAAUUUAAUGCAGGUUCAACAUAAUAAUAACCUCUUGAGUAUUGGGAAAGAAUUCUUUUUGGGGAUUAUUUGAUUGAAAACAAAGAUUAGUCGGUGAAUUUUAAUAGGGUUUAGUUCAUUUUUGUAAAACUUUGUGAGGUUAUUAGUAGGUCAAUGAAAUGAAUGUGGUGGGCAAAGUUGGGAGCCUAAUUUCUCAAGGUGUAUACUCUGUUGCCACCCCGUUUCAUCCCUUUGGUGGUGCUGUUGAUGUGAUUGUGGUUCAGCAGCAAGAUGGGACUUUUCGAAGCACGCCUUGGUAUGUGCGGUUUGGUAAAUUUCAGGGUGUUCUGAAAGGAGCUGAGAAGUUUGUCCGCAUAAGUGUCAAUGGCGUUGAAGCUAAUUUUCAUAUGUAUCUUGAUAAUUCUGGGGAAGCAUAUUUUAUUAAGGAGGUUGAUUCUGGUAAAAGUUGUGAGGCAAAUGGGAACAUUGAAGCUAAUCCUGAUGACAGUAGUUUUCUUGAUGCUAACAUUGGUAAUAGAAUUGAGGUUUGUAGACUUGAACAUAGUGUCUCUGAUUCUAGGGUGACUCUAUUGCGGGAUGAGUGUGAUUCCUCCGCUACAGACAGACUUCAGAGGGCAGAAUCUGAUGGUGACCGGAGGUUUUAUGAAUUUCAAGAGGAGCAAUCCUCUUUGGAGGGUUCCGUUGAGUUAUCUGAUUAUGGGUCUAAUCGGUACGAGAGUUUAGAUACUGAGAAUUCUCGGGAAUCACAGGGUUCAGAUUCAGCAGUUAUCUUGGUGAGUGUUGAUGGUCAUGUACUGACAGCUCCUGUCUCAGCAUCAGAACAGUCUACCGAGAAUUUGCAACUAAGUACACCUCAAUUUCAUUUGGGCCCUGGUGACGAGGCUGAUUUUUGUGAGGGCAAUGGGGAGUUUAGUUCAAGUGAUAAUAUAUGGGCUGAUGAUUAUAUUAGUAAGUUGAAUUCAUCUACAGCUGAUAUGGCUUAUGAUAGUAUUCGCAGCAUGAAUGAUGAUGAUAUUGCUUCUGGCCACCAGCUAGAAGUUUGUGAAGAAGUGGGGGAACACACAUGUCAAACCCGUGAAACUGAGAACAUCACAAUGAAGGAAGGAGAUCCUAACUUACAUAUUGAGUCUACUUAUAAUAAGAAGGAAGAUGUUUUUAAGAGUUGUUUGGAGCUAACAGAAUUUUCCAAACAGGUCGGAAAUGCUGAUACAGAAGAGAGGGAUACAUCAUUGGAGGUUCAGAAUUCUCAGGAUCAAUUUCUUGAAAGUCAUUUAAUUGUUAAUGAAACUGAAGAUGCGACUGUUGCAUGUACAAUUGAUGAUGGGUUAUCUCCCUCAUCUGUUUCUGGUUCUCCUGCCAACAACGGGUCUCUGAAUCUACAGGUUGAAGGAAAUUUGACUGAGAACAUGGCAGUGGAUUCAGGGAGAAUUGAUCAUGCAAGGGAAGCUAUUGAUUCUGUUAUUACCAACCCAGAGUGGAAGGAUGAACAAUUUGGUACAUUAGCAGCAGUCGAAGGAACAGACAAUAGUUCUGAAAGACCUGUGCCCAAAGAUGAAUAUUGUAAAAGCGAGAUUGUGGAACCCCUAAGAACAACUUCUGGUGAAGGAAAUUUCUCAGGCACAACAGGGUUUGAGAUAUCACUCUGUGGGAAUGAACUUCGCGCGGGGAUGGGCUUGGAUGCUGCAGCUGAAGCCUUUGAUUCACAUCGCAUAUCAGAAGAUGAAUUCAGAAGCAAUGCAGCUUCAAUUACUAAGAACGAAAACUUAGUUGUCAGAUUUAGAGAGAGGUACUUGUUGUGGGAAAAAGCUGCUCCUUUUGUUCUUGGGAUGGCUGUAUUUGGCCUAGAAUUACCUGUUGACCCAAAGGAUGCAGUUCCUGUGGAACAGGAGGAUACACAGAAGUCUAAGGAUGAUGAAUCUGGAGUUACCUCCACUCCUUCUGGACGCAGAUGGAGGCUCUGGCCUAUUCCAUUUAGAAGAGUCAAAACACUAGAGCACACUAGCAGUAGCGCAUCAAGUGAGGAGGUAUUUGUUGAUACUGAAUCUGGUUCACUGAGCCUACAAGAAACUUCAACAUCUGAUGGCAACGUUGAGUCUCCUCACAAGCAAUUUAUUAGAACCAAUGUUCCCACAAAUGAGCAGAUAGCAUCUCUGAACUUGAAAGAUGGUCAAAAUAUGAUUACUUUCAGCUUUUCUACCAGGGUUCUGGGAACACAACAGGUUGAUGCUCAUAUUUACUUGUGGAAGUGGAAUGCUCGAAUUGUAAUUUCAGAUGUUGAUGGAACAAUUACCAAGUCUGAUGUUUUAGGCCAGUUUAUGCCUUUGGUUGGAAAGGAUUGGACUCAAUCUGGUGUGGCAAGACUUUUUUCAGCUAUUAAGGAAAAUGGAUAUCAGCUACUAUUUCUGAGUGCACGUGCUAUUGUUCAGGCAUACCUAACCAGAAGCUUUUUACUGAACCUGAAGCAGGAUGGAAAGGCUUUACCCAAUGGACCUGUUGUUAUUUCACCAGAUGGACUAUUUCCGUCAUUGUACCGUGAAGUUAUAAGAAGAGCCCCUCAUGAAUUUAAGAUUGCUUGUCUAGAGGAUAUUAAAAAACUCUUCCCAUCUGACUACAACCCAUUUUAUGCGGGCUUUGGAAAUAGAGAUACUGAUGAACUCAGUUACAGGAAAAUUGGCAUCCCAAAGGGGAAAAUUUUUAUCAUCAACCCUAAGGGUGAAGUGGCCAUUAGUCAUCGCAUAGAUGUUAAGUCAUACACAUCUUUACACACACUCGUCAACGACAUGUUCCCCCCAACCUCAUUGAUUGAGCAGGAAGAUUAUAAUGCAUGGAAUUUUUGGAAAGUUCCAUUGCCAGAUGUUGAGAUUUAGUUGAUUGGUUAUACAAACGAUUCCUUUGUACCAAUGAACGAACGAAGAUGAUGAUCAGUUGCCUGAAAACACGAGCGAAAUGUAGAUAGAAACUGACAUCCUUCCUGUUCGACGCUAUCUGCAACUGGAUUUGAUGCUAGUAUUGGCUCAUUUAUGCGACAUUUUGAUGGUGUUGUGAUUUGUAUACAUUCAGCUGGGUCUUUUAAAGAUAGUUGAUAAAUCUAAAGCUCUCAAUUCAAAAUAAAAAUACCCUCCCAGCUCGUUGAUACAUAAUGUAUGAGUAUCAUAGUAUGCGCCAUUGGAUCUGAAACUUAAAAAAGUUUUCCCAACUGUUGUAACAUGUAACUUAUUUAGCAUAGUUUUUGUUGCUUCUCAAAGCGUAUGGCAUUUGCAAUGUAAAAUGAAAGCAACAAGUUUUCAACUGGUGAUUGG